AUUUUAAAUAAAUAAAAAUAAGGCAUAUUAAAUGUUACCUAUCUGUUUUUAUUAUUAAUAAAUUCAACGAAAAUCUAUUGUUAUUAUAAAUGAUUAAAUUAUAAUAAUAUAUACGAAUAAAGUCAUAGUCAUAAAAUUAAUCAUCGCUUAAAGUCUCCAAAAAAGCUUUUCCUUAUCAUCUUAUUAUUCAAAACAGAAUUUUUUGACAGUUCAGAAGUGCCCUCCGUACCAAACAGUUCGCAGUUAAUAACAGUAAAUUAUGUCUGGCAACCUCUUAAACAAAAGACACGUAAUGGAAGCCCCAAGAAACAUAGAUUUUCAAAUGGAUAUUUUAAAACAAAUAUUCGAUAAUCUGGACGAAUUGGAAGAAGUUAGUUUAUUGCCAUCCAACUCAAUUCUUAGACACGCUCUGACUUUUCAUGCUAGUAAACGAUUUGAAAAACUUAUUUCGCUGUAUCCUUUUAUAAACUACUAUUAUGUUGGGAUUUUACAAAAAUGCGGAUCAUUAGUUCGCUGUUUUAAGAAUGUAGGUCAUGAUUUAGAUGAUUACUCACUCAUAUUAAUUGAAAAGUAUUGCACUAAUUUACAAAGCAUGUAUCUAAACAUGAACGAGAAAAAUUGUGCAAGAAUAAAGAGAUUUAUAAGCAACUUUAAAACGCUAAAAUCGGUGGAAAUUAUAGUAACAAGUGUUGCCACGCCAGAAAUCCUAAAUGCGUUAAAAGAUAUACAAAAUCUUAGAAGUUUGAAAUUACUUAAAUUUGUUGGAAACGAAGCUGAAGGAAUACAUUAUUUGUUAGGUCUGGAAAAUCUAUCACUUGCUGCACAUAUCCAAACCACAACAAUUAAUGUUUUUGAUUUGUGUUCACCUUUAAAAAAUCUGCGUUCUUUGUCACUUGCUGGCUUUCGAGAUUGUCAACCUAAUACGGAAAACCAUGAAUUUACCUUAGAAGAACUUAAAAUAGGAGCUGGCUGUGCUAUCAAUGCAAAUUGGCCUUGUUUUCCUCGUCUAAAAACCAUAUCAGCUAGAUUUUCUAGUUACUCAUUGACGCCUGGACGAGAGGAAUGGAUUUUAAAGCAUUCAGAGACUUUGGAAAAACUAAUUUUGAGCUCUGGCAUAACCAGAAAACAGUUCAUAAAUAUAUUAAAAUCAUGCAAAAAUCUAAGCUAUAUGGAAAUGCAACUGUUUGGAAUGAUAAUGGAUAUAACAUUUGUCAUCGAAAUUAUAAAUAUAUUAAAAGACAAAGGAUUCACAGCUCAAAAACCAUUUAAAAUUUACCUCAACGAUCUCACGACUCAGUUUAAAGAUUUGUUGGUGGAUACUCCAGACUCGAAUAUUAUCAGCAUACCAAGUCCUAACGAGAUAUUCGGUUUAUAAUAUAGUAUUAUUUACUAAUUUUUCAUUAUUUUAUUCUCAUUUCUUGAAUGUAACUUUGAUAAAAAUUGUCGUAUAGGCGAUGAUGUCAUUACUAUAAUAUUUAUGUGAUAAAAAAUGUUAUUCAUUUGUUUUCAUUGAUGUAAAUGAAUUAAACUUUCGUCAGAUGAUUUUCAUUAUUAACGAAAUUAUGUCAUUUUUAAGGAAGUUUAUAUAUUUUAAGUUUAUCAUUGUGUAACUUUUUAUAGGAAAGUCAUAAGACUAUUAAGAUUAACGUUUUACUGUUUGCUUAUAUUCCAAAUUUCUAGCAGAUUAUUUAGAAUAUUUCAUAAAUAUUAAUAUUACUUUGUAAUAUUUUAUUACAAAA
Molecule: messenger RNA, 1739 nt
Organism: Drosophila eugracilis
Lineage: Eukaryota; Metazoa; Arthropoda; Insecta; Diptera; Drosophilidae
Exons: 4
Coding region: 260-1375 (371 amino acids)
Source: RefSeq, a predicted model, not a curated record